Messenger RNA from Prinia subflava (tawny-flanked prinia), 1576 nucleotides. It is a transcript of the gene AP4S1, whose product is annotated as adaptor related protein complex 4 subunit sigma 1. Bases 501 to 947 code for a protein of 148 amino acids. Gene Ontology annotation, cellular component: intracellular membrane-bounded organelle. The record is from RefSeq and is a predicted model, not a curated record. The transcript is spliced from 7 exons. Gene Ontology annotation, biological process: protein transport; vesicle-mediated transport. NCBI's taxonomy places the organism in Eukaryota, Metazoa, Chordata, Aves, Passeriformes, Cisticolidae.
GCCGCGCCCGGGGAGCGGGACGGGCCCGGGGCGGGCGGGCACUUCCUGCGGGGGGACCGCCUCGCCCCCGCGCCGCCCCGGCUCGGCCGGUGUCGGGCUGGCGGCCGGGGGCCCGGCCGGCUCCCGUCUGCCCCGGGUGUCGGCCGGGAGUGGCGGCGAGGUUCGCCCCGCGACUCGGGAGUGCCGAGCGCCCUGGGAAGAGUCGGCGGGAAUGCGGCCAGGCCCGGGCCUGCGUCCUAGAGCGGCGCGCGGGUCCCGCACUUCGGGUUUUGAGACUCUGCGCGAUGUAAUGAGCCAAGGCUGUGCUGAUCCAGCAGUGCUGGUGCAGUGCACGAGGCCGUGCUCCACCCUGCAGCACCGACCAGCAGCCAGCACGCCGCUGCGGGAGCGACGCAGCAGACGCGCCUUCCUGAAGAGGCUUCACCUGCCUGGAGGAGAAAUAUUCUUCUUGAUUCCUGCACCCAAAAUUGAAAUCUACCAUUGAAAUCAACAAAAAAGAAAUGAUAAAAUUUUUUCUUAUGGUUAACAAACAAGGUCAAACAAGACUGUCCAGGUAUUAUGAGCAUGUAGAAAUUAAUAAACGGACAAUGCUGGAAGCUGAAGUAAUUAAAAACUGUCUCUCCCGAUCAAAGGAUGAGUGCUCCUUCAUUGAGUAUAAGGACUUCAAGCUGGUGUACAGACAGUAUGCAGCCCUUUUCAUAGUUGUUGGCAUCGACCAGACAGAGAAUGAGAUGGCAGUAUAUGAACUGAUUCAUAAUUUUGUGGAAGUUUUGGACAAAUACUUCAGCAGAGUGAGUGAAUUAGAUGUAUCCUUUUCAAUCAUGUUCAAUUUGGACAGGGUGCACAUAAUUUUGGAUGAAAUGGUGCUAAAUGGAUGCAUCGUGGAAACGAACCGGAACAGAAUUCUUGCCCCUCUGUUUGUGCUUGACAAAGUGGCAGAAGGCUAGGAAGAUGCAAGAGUGAUGAAGGCAUUCUACAAAAGAUGGCAAAAGCAUCAAGAAUGUGCCUAUAGCAGUUUUCUGCUGUUGCAAGACUGACCCAUGCAACGUUCAAAUUAGUUGGAAAAUAUUUUCCAUUUCUCUUAUACUCUUUGUACCCAAGGGGGAAGAUACAGCUGAACAUGUGGAUGCAUUCAGAUGCAGCUUCACUGACCCAGCAGAAAUCUUCCCAGAAUGGUCAGUAAUUUUAAAACAUUUUGAGGAUGAAGAAAUGGAAACUUACCAUGACUGACUAGGUAUCACUUUGAAUUAUGUAGUAUCAUGCCAGAUCUAGAAGACAAAAAACAUAGAAACAUAAAAUCAAACUGAGCUUCAGUCUUUCCCUCAAGCACCAACUUAUUUUCAUACAAAUUUACUGUUAAUAAUAGUUGUGUGACUUUUAUGCUCAGUUUUUAAACUAUAUUCAUCCUUCACCAAAAAGCUGAUUUCUCUCCCUUUGCCAUGCAAGUCAUGAACAAAAAAAGAAAGUACAGAUGUAUUAAGUAUUUCUGCACACUUUGCAAGUUGUAACUGGAAUUAUUUAGCACUUAAAUAUUAUAAUAUUAAUAAAAGAUAAUUAAAAUCAGAAGUUUAAUGUU